AUGGGCUUGCUCCAGGAGUCAAAAAGCAAAAAACGAAUCAACAAGGAUCCCAACAAUACGAAAUGGAUUCGUGACGAGACGACUUUCGGACAACGAGCCCUCAGAUCCCAGGGAUGGCAGCCGGGCCAGUUCUUGGGCGCCCAAGAUGCCCCUCAUUCACAGUUGCAUACCGCUGCCAACGCCUCAUACAUCAGAGUCCUGCUCAAGGAUGACCUCAAAGGUCUUGGGUUCGACCGGGCCAAAGAAAACGAGGUGACCGGUCUCGAUGUGUUCUCCGACGUUCUCAGCCGCCUGAACGGUAAAUCGGAAGACGACAUUGCUGGCGAACAGAUGGCUAGACUCGCUGUCAAGACGCACGCCUUUGUCGAGGCCAAGUACGGCCCGAUGCGAUUUGUUCGCGGCGGUCUUCUCGUAGGCGACAAGGUGCUUGAAGAGGCUGGUUCAGAAGAAAAGGCUAUGGAGAGCAGCUCAAAUGAGGACAGCGGCAAGAAGGAGAAGAAGCGAAAGGCUGCUGAAGUUGACGAGGACGAGACAUCUGCCAAGGACACCAAGGAGAAGAAGAAGCGACGCAAGGAGAAAGCUGCGUCUGAAGAAUCCGAAUCCACAAAGAGCCGCAAGGACAAGAAGGCGGCAAAGUCAAAAUCAAAGUCGGUGGAUAACUCAGAUACGGAGCCCGAGUCCAAGGAAGCACGCAGAGCACGCAAGGAGGCAAAGAAGGCCCGCAAGGAGGAGAAGCGCCUGAAGAAGGAAAAGAAGAAGGCCAAGAAAGCUGCUGCUGCUGACUCGUCGAGUAGCAGCUCGGAAUCUGAGGCCGACGACUCUGCGACAGGCACAUCCACUCCGGCGACGGGAACAUCCACUCCUCGAGUCAGCAGAAAUUUUUCACGAUCCAAGUACAUUGCUUCCAAGAAGAUGGCUGUCCUCGACAGCAAGGCACUCGCACAGAUUUUCAUGGUCAAGACAUAG
This is a messenger RNA of [Torrubiella] hemipterigena, 966 nucleotides long. The record is from the annotation of a GenBank genome assembly. Lineage: Eukaryota; Fungi; Ascomycota; Sordariomycetes; Hypocreales; Clavicipitaceae.